AUGCGUCUCCUGCGUUUAGUUAAUCGAUUUUCGACCUCCCGAGAGGAGAUUUUUGGUGCAAUUAUACACCUUUCAAAGUGCAAGACCGUGGAGGAGCCCACGGACCGUGCCACUGACUCGGCCAACGGCCUUGCUACUGGCAUUUUCAUGCAGGAUCUGGACAAGGUUUUGUAUGCAAUGUAUUUCCUUUGUGCUGGAUUUGUGUGGUAA
Molecule: messenger RNA, 210 nt
Organism: Dibothriocephalus latus
Lineage: Eukaryota; Metazoa; Platyhelminthes; Cestoda; Diphyllobothriidea; Diphyllobothriidae
Source: the annotation of a GenBank genome assembly